Molecule: messenger RNA, 1766 nt
Organism: Bemisia tabaci
Lineage: Eukaryota; Metazoa; Arthropoda; Insecta; Hemiptera; Aleyrodidae
Source: RefSeq, a predicted model, not a curated record
UUAUUACUGAUUGUUAGCCUAUUUGCAUUUUUGAAAAGAAUACAAAUAAAACCAUAGAAUAACCCUUACAUCAAGCUAAACAGUUGAGAACCACUACCAGUUCCUUUUGGAUCCUUUGAAAAAUUGUACUUUCAAUUAUAAAGCGUUCUUCAAUGUGGCGUUGCUGUUAGUUUUAAGUUUCCAUGCUUGGCGAACAGGCGUUACUAAACAUUUCUUAUUGUUUGCAGGGAUCAAAACCGACCAAAGAUUCUGCAAACCCAAAUGAAGGACUAGUAGAAGAUCUUUGGACUCUAGUCUUCAACCUGGAGGAAGAUGAAUAUGAUGUUUUUUCAAACAAUUGGAUCCAAGAUGAUAAGGAAAUUGAACGAGGCGUAUUCAACGCUAAAUAUCCUCCAGAGAACUUUAAUGCCAAUGUUUUAGCAAAAAAAGGACAACAAUAUGCGGAUAAUUGGAAAACUGUGACCGUCAAAUUAAUCGAAAAGAACUAUCAAUCAUUUGAACAAGCCUUCACUGACAUGGUGAGACUAACGAAAGGCCACCGUCUGAAAAGAGACAGUGAUGCAGAAUUGGCAAAUUCUAAAAGGAAAAGAAUCAUGACGAAGUCGAUGGAAGAUUUUUUCGCCGGCAGUUCUAAGAAGGGCAAGGAGCCGAAGCACAAAAAGAAGCCAGUUUUAACUGAGAUUCCAAAGUUUCCUGUGGACACAGUGAAUCCCAAAACUCCGGAUGCUAGGAAGAAGUCAACCCCUGAAUUCCACACACCUGAAGAUCUUUCAGCAGUCGAGAGCACCAGCUCAACGAAAGACAGAAUUCAUGCUGAGUCUCCACCCAAAAGAGCCCAUGAGAAAAGUAGCAAAAAUAAGCACUCAUCUCAAAGUUUCUCGAGCCCGCAGAAAGACAGAAUUCAUGCUGAGUCUCCACCCAAAAGAGCGCAUGAACAAAGUAGCAAAGAUAAGCACUCAUCUCAAAGUCUCUCGAGCCCGCAGAAAGACAGAAUUCAUGCUGAGUCUCCACCCAAAAUAGCGCAUGAAAAAAGUAGCAAAGAUAAGCACUCAUCUCAAAGUCUCUCAAAACCGCAACAGAAAGUCGACUCAACUCCCAAGGACAUGAGUUGCGAAGCAUCAGGGGGGUAUACCCUCAUGGAUAAAUUUGAUACCUCUUCAAGUUCAAAGAAGACAGAAAAUGAGGUGGAGAAAAAUCCAUUCAAAUUACCUCCUCAACUACCUAAGAAUGAAGUUGACUGGAAAUUAUAUAACCAACUGCCCUUUGAGUCCUUGACAGCUUUACGGGAAUGUGAGCAAGAACUGAACAAUGUCCUGGCCCGUCAGAAUUUGUAUAGUGCACUGUCUCACACAGUUUCUAAAGGCGCUCAUGUAACGCAUACAGCUAGAAGCAUCAUGGCAAGAAUACUGCAUUUGUCAUUAACAGGACGUUUCACAUGGAAAGGUGUAAAUCGAACGAACAAGAAAGAUGAGACUGAAAAGAACGUCACAAAAAGAAAGUAUGCCUUCCGAAUUUUGAAUUUGAAGGAUAUUCUCCUCGAUGCUACGAGCCUCAUUCACGAAUGCCACGUCUCGGAGGACGACAUAAAGAGGUCAAUCAACCAGUGGUUUUCCCAAGAGGCUUUAAAAUUCAAAAACAAAAGGUCUCAGCCCACGAAUGUGCCCCAUGUGCCCCUCCAGGAAAGCAGCGAGAGCACAUCGAGCUCCGCAAGCAGCUCAUCGAACAGCUCAUCUAACAGCUCAUUGAGCGAAUCUGAUAAUCACUAA